AUGCGGAUCUCCUUCCUUCUCCUCACCACCUCUCUGUGUGCCUUGGUCCUCCUCCUCGCACCUGCCACGGAGGGCUGCGGGCCGGGGAGGGGGUACGGCAAGAGGCGGCCCCCGAAGAAGCUCAUCCCGCUCGGCUACAAGCAGUUCAGCCCCAACGUCGCCGAGAAGACCCUGGGAGCCAGCGGGCGGCCCGAGGGCAAGAUCACGCGCAACUCCGAGCGCUUCAAAGAACUGACGCCGAACUACAACACAGACAUCAUCUUCAAAGAUGAGGAGGACACGGGCGCGGACAGACUCAUGACCCAGCGUUGUAAAGACAAGUUAAACUCUUUAGCCAUCUCUGUGAUGAACAUGUGGCCAGGCGUAAAGCUGAGAGUCACAGAGGGCUGGGAUGAGGAUGGUCACCAUUCGGAGGAUUCACUCCACUACGAGGGCCGUGCGGUCGACAUCACCACAUCAGACAGGGACAGAAACAAGUAUGCCAUGUUGGCUCGUCUGGCCGUGGAAGCUGGGUUUGACUGGGUCUACUACGAGUCCAAAGCACAUAUUCACUGCAGUGUCAAGUCAGAGCAUUCAGUGGCAGCCAAAACUGGCGGUUGUUUUCCUGGUGAUGCACACGUCCUCCUCGAAGGCGGUGCGACCAAACCGAUGCGUGACGUUCUCCCUGGCGACCGUGUCUUGGCUUCCUCGUCCACAGACGGACACGGUCCUCUCCUCUACAGCCCCGUCUUGUCCUUUCUGGACCGCCAGCCCAACGUGACCAAGGUUUUUUACAUUAUUGGGACCGAUGCAGGACUUAAUAUCACCCUCACAGCGGCCCACCUGAUCUUCGCCACAGACUGCGUGGGCGGGCCCGAGGGGCUCACAUGGAGGGGCGGGCCUCGUGGGGGGGCGGGUCUGAGGACAGUGUUUGCCAGUGACGUCAGGCCGGGACAGUGCGUGCUCACGUCGACGGGGAAGGAGGGAUCUCAGGCACGGCUUUCAGUCGUAACGUUUGUGGAGCAGCAGAGGAGGACCGGGCUGUUCGCUCCGCUCACACAACACGGGUCGAUAAUGGUGAACGGCGUGCUGGCGUCCUGCUACGCCGCCGUGGACAGCCACCAUCUGUCCCACUGGGCCCUGGCCCCACUGAGACUUCUCUACAGCUUCACCGGGCCGUCGGCGGUGCAGAGCGACGGGCUGCACUGGUACCCCUGGCUUCUCGAGAAGCUGGGCAAAAUACUGCUGGACGCUGCACACUUCCACCCGUGGGGUAUCGAACAAUGA
Molecule: messenger RNA, 1266 nt
Organism: Salarias fasciatus (jewelled blenny)
Lineage: Eukaryota; Metazoa; Chordata; Actinopteri; Blenniiformes; Blenniidae
Product: indian hedgehog B protein-like
Exons: 4
Coding region: 1-1266 (421 amino acids)
Biological process (GO): protein autoprocessing; regulation of gene expression; cell fate specification
Molecular function (GO): patched binding; calcium ion binding
Source: RefSeq, a predicted model, not a curated record